AUUGUCCUACACGACGCCCCGUACCUUGAUUUUUCUGAAGCCGAAAAAUGGGUUCUCCAGACCCGCAGCCCCGUUUUGGACAGUCCGUUAAAGGUUUAUUGUCUGAGAAAGUGGGUUCUUGCAGUGGGGACGUGAUAGCCCUCACUCGCCAAGUUCUAAAGGGGUCCCGCAGCCAAGAGCUCCUCGGCCAGGCAGCACGGAACAUGGUACUGCAAGAAGAUGCAAUACUGCAUUCUGAGGAUAGUCUGAGGAAAAUGUCAAUUUUAACCACCCACUUGCAAUAUCAGCAAGAAGCUAUACAUAAAAAUGUGGAACACUCCAGAAAUCUUCAGGGCCAACUACAUCACUUACUGAAAUAAAUGCAAAGUUGUUAUUUGUGCGAUACUGGUGGCAGCGGUGUAGCAUAGCGGUCGGGGAACUGGGUCUGUAGCUCAGAGACUGGAUUUGAUUCCCAGGUGGGGUGUUGCACUUGUACCCUUGAGAAAGGUACUUAACUCGAAUUUCUUCAGUAAAACGUAUCCAGACUUAUAAAUGGAUUGCACAUAAAAACAUCUGUGUAGGUCACUGUAAAUUUGAGUGUCUGUCGAAUGCUGAAAUGUAAUGUAAAUGUAAUGCAAUAUAAAUUUACCUUGCUGGCGACUAAUUUGUUGUUUCAACGUGUACGAUGAACUGUAGACUCCACUUGAGUUCCCAGAUCUUGGAUUAGACGUUGUUGAGGAAAUGUUGUGGUAAAACAUUGUAUUUCAUUGUUUCUUUUUUUAAUUUUUU
Molecule: messenger RNA, 768 nt
Organism: Anguilla anguilla (European eel)
Lineage: Eukaryota; Metazoa; Chordata; Actinopteri; Anguilliformes; Anguillidae
Product: BLOC-1-related complex subunit 7-like
Exons: 5
Coding region: 48-359 (103 amino acids)
Cellular component (GO): BORC complex
Source: RefSeq, a predicted model, not a curated record